AUGGGUUUGUUUUCUCGCAAAGACAAGACGCCAAAGAGCGACCAGGCCAUCAACACCUCUCAGUCCAAUGUGAGCGUAAACUCAUCGUCGAGCUUGCGAUCGCCUGCCGGUAACGCUCGCAACCCUCUCAAUCGAACAUCAGCUACUAGCACAUCCGCCGGUGGCCCAAUGUCUCCCGUCAAACUACCAAAGAUCGACCUUCCUCGACCUCCGGACCCUCAGCUCGACCCUGCUGGUUACUUGCGAAGUCUUGGUGCUGUAAGGGAGCGAAGCAAGAUUGUAACCGACAAAGCACUGCGCAAUGAGCUGAAGCAUUUCGAUGUGGAUAUGAGCAAGUUUCCUGAUGUGGUUACUUUUGUUACUGGAAUUAUCAAGCGAGACUACGAUGCCCCCUUUCUUAGCAUUCCCAGCCAUGGCAGAUAUCAGCACUUUGCUGUCGGUGGUCGCGACCGUAUUGCCCAGCUACUAUCUACCUGGCCUACCAAUGUCGACAACACAGAGCGCUGCCGACGUUUGGUCGACCUUUUCCUCGUCAGUGUACUUCUUGACGCCGGUGCUGGAACUAGCUGGACCUACAAGAGCAACGAGAAUGGUCGCGUGUACAAGAGAUCGGAGGGUAUCGCAGUUGCUAGCUUGGAGAUGUUCAAGAGCGGAUUGUUCUCUGGAAACCCCAACAACAAAUUCCAAGUCGACAAGGAUGGUCUCAAGACCAUUACCGUAGAGAAGCUCUCAGCUGGUCUUCAAUCAAAACCAGGCAAUGAGAUGACUGGCAUGCAAGGCCGCACUGAUCUACUGCUCCGUCUCGGAGACGCUUUGGAAGCCAAGGAUGAUUACUGGGGUUAUGAGGGCCGUCCUGGUUGCUUAAUCGAUCAUCUUCUCGGACAUCCCUCAACACAGGCAUCAUCCAUGCUCAUCGUCCCCCUACCCGUGCUGUGGAACGUUUUAAUGACCGGCCUUGCUCCUAUCUGGCCUACGAACCGAACCGCAAUCAACGGCGUCACUCUUGGUGAUGCCUGGCCUUGUCAGUCUAUGCCUCAACCCGGCGCAUCACCCAAGGUUUCCGCUUUCCCCAACAGCUCCAACGCCGCGGCUUGGGAGUCUAUUCUGCCAUUCCACAAGCUCACCCAGUGGCUCACUUACUCGCUCAUGCAGCCUAUGCAACAGCUCCUCAAGAUGCACUUUGCAGGAACUGAGUUACUCACUGGUCUGCCCGAGUACCGAAAUGGUGGUCUCUUUGUCGAUAUGGGUGUCAUGAACGUGAAGAAGGACGAUUUGGAGAGAGGUCUUCAAAACUACAAUGAAUGGGUGCAACGGACAGGCGCCAAGGGUGUGGAGGUAGCACCCAUGUUUGAGCCUAGCGACGAUGUCAUCGUUGAGUGGAGAGGUUGCACAGUCGGUUUCCUCGAUAUGCUAUGCGUCGAGGUUAACAAGGCGCUAAAGAACGAGUUGGGUGGAAACGAGCUCACCUUGGCGCAACUUCUAGAGGCUGGAAGCUGGCGGGGUGGACGUGAGAUUGCCGAGAUCAACAGACCUAAUACAAAGGAGCCCCCGAUCCUUAUUGAGAGCGAUGGCACUGUAUUCUAA
This is a messenger RNA of Fusarium sp. VM40, 1584 nucleotides long. Lineage: Eukaryota; Fungi; Ascomycota; Sordariomycetes; Hypocreales; Nectriaceae. The record is from the annotation of a GenBank genome assembly.